This is a messenger RNA of Schistosoma turkestanicum, 2427 nucleotides long. NCBI's taxonomy places the organism in Eukaryota, Metazoa, Platyhelminthes, Trematoda, Strigeidida, Schistosomatidae. The record is from the annotation of a GenBank genome assembly.
UAGUCGCGGGUUGAUUGUAUCUCAUAAAUAUACUGGAUUUUUGCUAGUUUACAUGUCAACGCUUUUCAGGAUUUUGGGUCGUUCUCCUUCCAUUCUGUGCAACUUUAAGCAGGACUUUAGAACGUUACGCGGUCGUAAAUUACUUCAACAGAAAUAUGUGCCGUAUUGUACAGCUUUUAAAACGACUGAAGAUGAAAGCCCCAAGCGCGCCGUUAUUGAUGAUAAUGAACGCAGUUGUGGUCCAAAACUAAAAGUAGGAUUUCAAGCUGAAACUCAAAAGUUACUGGAUAUCGUUGCAAAAUCUUUGUACUCAGACAGAGAGGUGUUCGUUCGUGAGUUGAUCUCAAAUGCAAGUGAUGCUAUAGAGCGCCUGAAAUUUCUGCGUCUUUCUGGUCAAGUUUCAACUAGUUCUAGCGAUGGACCUUUGGAAAUACACAUGAAGACGGAUGAAGCGAAGAAAAUUCUUAUCAUUCAAGACACAGGGAUUGGAAUGUCAAAAAAUGAGUUGGAAAAAAAUCUUGGAACUAUAGCCCAUUCCGGAAGUCGAGAAUUUGUUUCUAAUAUAAAUGAUGAUAAGGAUAGUCAAAAACCUGUUGAUAUUAUUGGUCAAUUCGGAGUUGGUUUCUAUGCCUGUUUUAUGGUAGCUGAUAAGGUUGAUGUUUUUUCUCGUAGUCACUUGGAUACGAACCCAUCGGAAGUUGGAAGUCAUUGGUCUUCUUCUGGUCUUAAUGGGGAAUAUGAAAUCGGUGAUGCCGAAAAUGUUAAUCGUGGUACAAAAAUUGUACUUUACCUGAAGGAUUCGGCUUCUGAAUUUGCAAAAGAGGAUGUAUUGAAACGUAUCCUCCUUAAGUACAGCAAUUUCGUUAGUACUCCUAUUUAUCUGAAUGGCCAACGAAUCAAUGAGAUUGAACCACUAUGGACUAAAAACCAAUCAGAAGUAUCUGAUGAAGAACACAAAUCAUUUUACCAGUAUCUUUGCGGUAACAAAUAUGAUAGUCCACGUUACACUUUUGCGUACAAAACGGAUGCACCAAUAAAUUUGCGAGUACUUUUGUAUGUACCAAACUUGAAACCUAGCAUAUUUGACAUGGCGCGUGAUUCAGACAAUGGUGUAGCACUAUACAGUCGGAAGGUUAUGAUAAUGAAUCGUACAGAAGUACUCUUACCGAAAUGGCUACGUUUCUUGCGUGGUGUUGUUGAUAGCGAGGACAUCCCUUUAAACUUGAGUAGGGAAUUGUUACAAGAUAAUUCACUUGUACGCCGCAUCAAUCGUUUAGUAACUGUCAGGUUCCUAAAAUUUUUAUCUCAACAAGCAUCGCGGGAAACAGACAAGUUUAUCAACUUUUUGGAUGACUAUGGCCUCUAUUUGAAAGAAGGUUUAGUGAUUGAGGGAGAUCAAAAAUUACGGGAAGAAAUAGCUAAAUUAUUACGUUGGGAGUCAACUGCCUUACCUCCUGGUCAAACUACUUGUUUAGAUGAAUAUGCUAGUAGAAUGCACGCAGGUCAGAGAGAUAUUUACUUUUUAUCCUCUCCCAGCAGACAGUUGGCUGAGAGUUCCCCAUAUUUGGAAGCUGUCCGUAAGAAAAAUCCAGAUAUUGAGGUGUUGUUUUUGUACGAACCGUACGAUGAACUUGUUCUUAUGCAAUUAAGUCAAUACGACAAAAAAGCGUUAACGUCAAUUGAAAGUAUGAUUGCCGACGAUAUGUCAGAUACUGAUUCAGUUGGAUCUGAACGCCAAAAUUGCUUAAAACCGGAUGAGGCGUCGAAGUUGGUUGAAUGGGCGGAAAAGACACUUGGUCCAAAAGUCAAGAAAGUGAAGGUUACACAAAGGUUGAGUACUCAUCCAUGCUUUGUUUCUGUUCGUGAAGCUGGAGCAAUGAGACACUUUUUGCGAACUUCUUUGGCUGACAGAACUUCUGAAGAAAGAUAUCAUGCUAUUGGACCAACACUAGAACUUAAUCCAGAACAUAAAUUAGUUCGAUAUCUGUAUAAUUUAAUUCAUUCCUCCAAAGGUUCUGAACAAAACGAAGAUUAUUCUUUAGCGGUUUCUUUCUUGGAUCAUUUGUACGACACAGCUAUGGCGCAAGCAGGUCUCUUAGAUGAUAUUCGAGGGCUUGCCUCUCGAACGACGGAUUUAGUCGGAAAACUAGUUGAAAAGAACUGAAUCAAAGAAUGUUUUGUCACCACGAAUGUGAAAUUUGCGCGUUUGGCAAGGUCACGAUUUGCACGUGAUGCCAUUUUCCAUUGGUUUUGAAAAAUUGCGAACUCAUCAUACAGUACAAGCUCAUAAAUCCAUCCUUAUAUUAUAUUUUGACAUACUUUAUCUAUUAAGUAAUCCCACUCUGGUCGUAUCGUAUAUCUACAAGCCCUUGUUGUAAAUUGUUGAUCAUGCUUGUAAGAGUGGUGUAUAACUUGUGUGAGAAAUAU